Bombyx mori (domestic silkworm) is the source of this 1742-nucleotide messenger RNA. RefSeq names its product proton-coupled folate transporter. The coding region runs from base 136 to 1695 and encodes 519 amino acids. The transcript has 5 exons. Gene Ontology annotation, cellular component: membrane. NCBI's taxonomy places the organism in Eukaryota, Metazoa, Arthropoda, Insecta, Lepidoptera, Bombycidae. Gene Ontology annotation, molecular function: transmembrane transporter activity. Gene Ontology annotation, biological process: transmembrane transport. The record is from RefSeq and is a predicted model, not a curated record.
AGACACUCGAAAAACAAGUUUUGUUGACUACCGUAAGAAGCGUUAGCGGUCAGUAUCAUGCAGUAUUUAUAAAUAAACACACAUCCUAGUGACUCGACGAAUACGUGAAUAUUAAUUAAACUGCAGUGUCCAAACAUGAACGAGAAACCAGGAAGUGUAACUGAAAUGACCGAAGUGAGUAAAGAGAAUUCGGAAAACAAUGAACAGAUUGAGAAUAAAGAAACACCGAAUACUCGGAAGUGGUCGAUUUCGUCAUCGUUGAAUGCAAUACUAAAUUUCUUCGCGUAUCUCACGGUGGAGCCGUUCAUGAUUUGUUACAUUUUACCAAGUGCCAUAUCGGGAUUAGCGGUCCAAAGAUUGAAUAUAGAGAAAGCCUGCCGGAGCGACCUUAAUUAUUCCGAUGCUAUAUGUCUUCUCGUAAGGAACGGCGAUGCAGAAGACAAUAUAACUAUAGAGGCACAAAUAACUACAAGCAAAAUCGUUUCGGACAUGACAGCGUGGCAAUAUCCUGUGCAGAACAGCAUACCGACUAUAAUCAUUUUAUUCGUUGGAGCUUGGAGCGACCGGACUGGAAAUAGAAAAGCGUUAAUGUUGAUCCCGCUGAUAGGUGAAAUAAUAUCGUCAUUCGGAUUGAUUCUGACCACUUACUUUUUCUUGGAAUGGCCUUUAUGGGCCACAGCACUGAUAGAGGCAUUACCUUCGGCUCUGAGCGGUGGAUCGUCCAUUGCCUUUAUGGGCUCAUACAGUUAUAUCGCUGAUGUAACGACUCUCGAAUCUCGUACGUUCCGAAUUGGAUUCGUGGCUGUAAUAGUAUCUCUCGUAUUACCUUUUGGGAUUUCUAUAAGCGGAGUUUUGACGGAAGCUGUCGGCUAUUAUGGAGUUUUCGGCCUCAAUAUGAUCCUGUACAUACUUGGUUUUAUUCAUACAUACUUUCGUGUGCAUAACGUUAGGAAUCAAAGCGUUGAAGGAAAUCUGAUUAAUAAAAUUAUCGACUUCUUUCAUCCUAGAAACGCAUGGGAUAGCAUUUCUAUAAUGUUUUUAACACCCUUGAAGCAAAGGAUACAAACGAUUUUAGUUCUGUGGGCGCAUAUCGUCAUACUUGGACCUGUUAUAGGCGAACUCUCCGUACUCACGUUAUACGCAUUGAACAAAUUCAGCAUGAACGUUGUUGACUUGAGUUUGUUCAUUACGUACUCUACACUGAUGGGAACGGCAGGGACUUUAUUGGCUGUGACACUCUUUAGUAAGCACUUGAAAAUGCACGAUGCCUUAUUAGGAAUCAUAGCGGCGACAUGCCAGACUGUCUCCAGUAUCGUUUACGCAUUAGCACCGACAAAGGCUUGGUUAUUCUCCGGUCCAGUUUUUAAUUUAUUUGGAACAACCGGGGUGACGGCAACAAGGUCGUUGGGUACUAAAGUCGUGGACCCGGAUAAAGUAGGUAAAAUCUGCUCCCUCCUUGGAUUAGCCGAGUCUCUUGUACUGAUCAUUUACACGCCUAUAUACAGCAAGCUUUUUACUAACACGGUGACCACACUACCAGGUGCAGUUUACUUUUUGGGCGCAGCAAUGACAGUCCCAGCUUUCUUUCUAUUCGGAACCCUCUACAAAAUCAACAAAAAACAGGAGCGUGACGUUGUCCAAAACCCAGAACUGAAGGAAAUGCAUGCCCACGAUAAUCAAAUAGCAACACCUUAAUACAUUAAUUGUAUAAUCAAAAUGUAUAAUUAUGAUUUUGUUUUACA